AUGAUCAAAAUUGCCACCAUAAAAGACUUUACUGUGUUGAGACCCACUGUUGCCAUUGUGAUAUUCUGUUGUUUCUUCACUUUACCUUCAUUUUGCCCUUCACUUGCCACACCAAAGACCAACACGCCACGCACUCUUCUUCAUCUUUCCUUUGCGUUGUGUUUACUCUUUCCUCCCCGCUUUAUUUACAGCCUAAUAACCUCCAAGUUGCGUUUCUCCCAAGUGUCUGUCAUCCCAAGUGUCUGUCAUCCCAAGCGUCUGUCGUCCCUUGGGUCGUCAUCCGACGACAGCUGCAUCAUGUCUUCGAUCAUGCUGUCAAAAUUGCUUGGGAAGCGCAAGGCUUCGACAAACCUGAAGUGCGAUGGCCUUAGGCCCGAGCCUUGCGCUCUAUGCAAGGCCAUGGGGAAGUCUGCGGUUGACUGUCGAGAGGUUCCCGAGGAGCAGGUAGAGCUUGCCGAGCAGACUCUCAGGAAGGUCCGGGCCCGUACUAUCGGCUGGCAAAUUGAUGUUGUUGCGUUGGACAAAGCAAUACGGCGUUAUGAUCCUCGUCCGGCCAAGUCCCCUUCCUAUACGGGAAGCUCUAGCCCAAGCUCUCGUUCAAGCUCGGAUUUAAGUUUUGUCACAGGGUCUGGCUCAAGCUGUGGUCGAAGCUGUGGCUCAAGCUGGGAUCUAGCCUGUGAUCUAGACUGGGUUCCAGGCUCGGGUUCAAGCUCGGAUUCGGAUUCGGAUUCAAGCUCUGGUUCAAGUUGUGGUCUUGAUGCGGAGAACCCUACUGUGGCUGCCCAGCAGUCUUCAAGGGGGCUCUCUACCUCGUCCGACAACCCCGUGACGUCUGAACCGACUACGUCUUGCAUGCAGCCAUUGUCCUACGGGGAACUCAUCGGCAGUCACGACACCAGCUUCGACCCAGAACUUGCUCCUUUAAUCGUCAGCACUGUGCCUUCUGAAUCGUCUUACGCAAAAGAUGGUGAUCUUAUUGGAGCGCCUAUCUGGAGAAGUCCCGAAGCGCAGCUCCGAUUGUCCUGGGACACAUCAACAGAUAUAUGGUCGUUUGGUGCAUUACUUACCACGUUGCUCUAUGGGGAUAAUUUCUUUAUUUUCAAACCAGAUGUUCCUGCUGAUGAUGAUCAAUACGAAUUGGCAAUCCUUCAGAAACAAUGCGAGUUCUUCGGCCCAUUUCCCUUGACAUAUCGAGAACUUUGCUCUCCAGAGACGUUGAAUAUUCUCGUACAUGUCAUGCAAAGUAUCCCUCCAGAAAAAAAGAAGCCGUUUACUCAAAUUACAGAAUGGGAGAUAUCUGCAGACGACAAAGAAUUUGUUCUGAAGAUAAUGAAACUUGACCCGAGGGACCGACCGUCAGCAGCAGAGCUUCUACAGGACAAGUGGUUCCAUGGCGCAUAA
This is a messenger RNA of Talaromyces rugulosus, 1401 nucleotides long. RefSeq lists its product as uncharacterized. Gene Ontology annotation, cellular component: cytoplasm; nucleus. Lineage: Eukaryota; Fungi; Ascomycota; Eurotiomycetes; Eurotiales; Trichocomaceae. The transcript has 6 exons. The record is from RefSeq and is a predicted model, not a curated record. Gene Ontology annotation, molecular function: ATP binding; MAP kinase activity. Gene Ontology annotation, biological process: protein phosphorylation; intracellular signal transduction. The coding region runs from base 1 to 1401 and encodes 466 amino acids.